AUGCCCCCGUUCCGCCUCGACGGCAAGCGCGCGCUCGUGACCGGCGGCACGAAAGGCCUGGGCGCGGCGAUCGUGCGCUCGCUCGCGACCGCGGGCGCGAAGGUGCACCUGUGCGCGCGCACGCGCGCGGACGUCGACGCCGCGGUGCGCGCGUGGCGCGCGGACGGACUGACGGAGGUGUCGGGAAGCGCGUGCGACGUGACCGAUCCGAACGCGCGCGACGCGCUCCUUCGCGACGUGCGCGCGCGCUUCGACGGCGAGCUCGACAUCCUCGUGAGCAACGUCGGGUUCAACAUCCGGAAGCCCACGACGGAGUUCACGUCCGCGGAGUAUCGCGCGCUCAUGGACGCGAAUCUCGAGGCGUCGUUCGCGCUGUGCCAGAUCUUCCAUCCUCUCCUGCGCGCGGCGUCCUCCGCGUCCGUCGUCUUCAACAGCAGCGUCGCGUCGCUCGUGAGCAUGCAGAGCGGCGCGGUGUACGCGAUGACGAAGGGCGCGAUGAACAUCCUGACGAAGUACCUCGCGUGCGAGUGGGCGAGGGACGGCGUGCGCGUGAACGCGGUCGCGCCGUGGUACAUCAACACGCCGCUCGCGCGAGCGGUGUUGAAGGACGAGAGGUAUAAAAAGCACGUCGUCGACGCGACGCCUGCGGCGCGGGUGGGCGAGCCGAGGGAAGUGGGCGACGUCGUCGCGUUCUUGUGCAUGGACGAGGCGAGCUACGUGACCGGGCAGGUGCUCGCGAUCGACGGCGGGUUCAGCGUGAACGGGUGGAAGCCGCCGGCGGCGAAGCUGUGA
This is a messenger RNA of Micromonas pusilla CCMP1545, 792 nucleotides long. RefSeq lists its product as uncharacterized. The transcript has a single exon. Bases 1 to 792 code for a protein of 263 amino acids. The record is from RefSeq and is a predicted model, not a curated record. Lineage: Eukaryota; Viridiplantae; Chlorophyta; Mamiellophyceae; Mamiellales; Mamiellaceae. Gene Ontology annotation, molecular function: oxidoreductase activity.